This is a messenger RNA of Meloidogyne enterolobii, 1208 nucleotides long. The record is from the annotation of a GenBank genome assembly. NCBI's taxonomy places the organism in Eukaryota, Metazoa, Nematoda, Chromadorea, Rhabditida, Meloidogynidae.
AUGCUUUUAAAAGCAAUUAGAGAACAAUUUCGACUAAAUAACAGGCUAUAUCGUUGCCUUCUUUGUGAAUUUGUGGCAACUACUUUUCUUAUUUAUGUCGGCCUAUGUAUUAAUGCACAAAUGUUUUUAUCCAAAGAAGAAAAGUUAUCAGCUUUGGGUAAUUGUAUUGGUUGGGGAUUAACGUUAACUUUGGCAGUACAAUGUGCCUAUCGUUGUAGUGGUGCUCAUUUAAAUCCGGCAGUUUCCCUAUUUUCUUGGUCUUUUGGCACGCUGAAUUCUUUUAAAUAUUUUUGGUUUUAUACAAUUGUCCAAGUGGCUGGGGCUUUUGUUGGGGCCGCUCUUUGUUUUGUUUUAUAUUAUGGUAAGAUUUUAAGAGAAAAAAAAUUAUUUUUAUUUAAAUAUUCUAAAGAUAAAAUUGAAGAAUUUGAUGGAGGAAUUAGGACAGUUAGUGGACCAAAUGCCACAGCUGCUAUUUUUGCUACAUAUCCAGGCAGCCAUUUAAGCACUAUUGGGGCAGUAAUUGAUCAGAUUUUCUCAACAGCAAUGCUGUGUUUUAGUCUAGGAAUUAUUACAGACGAGAGAAAUGAAAUUCCAAUAGCAGCACAACCUCCAUUAAUGGGUGUAAUGCUUGCUAUGCUUUGUAUGGGUUUUGGUCUAAAUUCAGGCAAUGCAAUGAAUCCAGCUAGAGAUCUUGGACCCAGACUUUUUACUUUAAUUGCUGGUUAUGGUUGGGAAGUUUUUAGUUAUAACAAUUACAAAUGGUUCUGGAUACCCAUAUUUUGUCCAUUUGGCGGUGCUCUUUUAGGUUCUUGGUUAUAUCAAAUACUUAUUGGGGCACAACUUGAUAUUUCUUUAAAGAAAAUCUCGAGCCAUUACACAAAUCAGAAGAGAAAAUAUCAAAAUCUUCACUUUUUACUUUAGUUAAUAAUAAGAAAAAUUCUGAAGAGAGGCUAGCGAAAAUAUCAGUAAUUAAUAAUUUAUCUAAACCAGCUACUGUAUUUAGUUGAAAUAAAAUUGUUUUUUUUUAAUUUUUUUAACGAAAGACACUAAAAUAGAAUAGUUGGAAUUUAGGGAUUAAUAAAAUGAACAGAAUUUUUGAUUUUUUCAAAAAAAUAUUUUCCCCCCACCUCUUUACGCAUUGAAUGAAUUUUCUUUUCAAAUCGCCGUUCAUUUGCUUUUUCUCUGUUGAGUUCUCGUUUUUGUUUUGC